AUGCAGCGCUUAAGUUUUAUUUCCCUUCAGUGUGGUAAGAAUUAUUUAAAUGAAAACUUGACCCAACAGAAGGAUGCAAUGUCCAGUAUGAUCGACAUAGCGCUGAGGAUGAGGAGAGAGGAGCAGGCCCAUCAGCUGGUCCUAGCCUGGGCUGUGCUCAACGGCUCUGUGGCUGGGAUGAUGUACACUACAGUGCCGGGGAAAUUGAUAAGCCGAUACUGUAACGUCACCUACUGGCCCGUUUGUUACAUUGAACUGGCGCUUGCCUUCCUCUUUAGCCUCAAUGCUCUUUUUGAUUUCUGGAAAUAUUUCAAAUACACCAUGGCUCCAUCCACCAUUGCUGUGUCCCCCUAUCAGCAUCGUCUCCUGGGCCUGAUGAACACAAGUAUUCGGGCCUCUCUGCCACAGAAGCCAGAAAAAAAGGAGACCCCGGCUCCAGGCCAGCUGGGGCAGAGCGUACUGAGUUUCAGCCCCUCUCGACCAGCAACCACCAGCCCCAUGUUCUCCCCCAGUUGUGUACCUGGGUACAGCCCUCCCCUCGGCAGUCCGUCCACCCCAAACAGCACAGGGGGACUCUUUUCCUCCUCUGUGGCCUUUGGAAAGGUGUGGAACUACAGCCCUUCCCCUGGUUACUCUCCCUACCCCAGCAACAUUGGUCGAGCAGACGGCUCCAGCCUGAGGGCUCGAUGUUACACUUCACCCGCAAUGUUUAACUCCCCAGGAAGCAAGGAGAACUACAUUGAUGAUCUGAAAAGUCUGGAGAGGUUCCUCCACCAAGAAGAGAAGAAGGCUCAUCACAGCCAACUUGAAUGUCCAGAGUUUGUGGCUCCAUACCACAGUCCAACAUUUUGGAACAACAACUGCUCUGCGGGGGCUAAUGCUCACAGUCUGAGGAAAUUCCUGUACCAGUCAGCCAGCCGCUCUCAGGCCCCGUCCGACCACAAGGAUGGGACAGACCUGGGUACCAAAAAGGCUAUAGAGAAGGUAUGGGCCAGACUCCCAACCAGUCGCCUGGUAGAGAACCGCUUCAACAGCUGGACAACCAAGCUUAGGACUUGGAUAAAUGACACAAUCCUGGUCCCUCUGGUGAAGGAAAUAGACCCGGUGAACAGUAAGCUCAGGAGGAUGGGCUGCCCUGCGCUCCAGAUAGGAAAGGCCACUAUAAGCGAUCUGAAAAUGGCAGCGGUGAUGAAAGCCUCAUCCAUCCCCAACAUGAACACUAUUGUCCAGUACCUGGACAUCACAUGCAACCAGGAAUAUCUCGUGGAACGGAUAAAAGAGCUGGCUCACAACGGCUGCAUGAGCGCCUUCCGUUGGAACCGGGGUGGAGAUCGGAGGAACAAGAAGUGGGACAUACACCUCCCCACUGACAGUGCUAUCCUCAUGCACAUGUUAUGCACCUACUUGGACCGCAGACUACCCCCUGAUCCAAAGUAUCCAGACGGGAAGACGUUCACUUCACAGCACUUCACCCACUACCAAGACAAACCUGAUGGAACCAAAGAGAACCAAUUCUGCAUCCACCAAAGCAGCACCACUCCUCCUCACUACCAGCUCAUCUACCAGGGACACAUCUACAGUCUACCCGAGGGCCGGAACAACCUGUUCUAUACAAUUCUCAUGUUUCUCUACAUCAUCAAGACCAAGGAGUCAGGGAUGCUGGGGCGGGUAAAUCUUGGCCUCUCUGGUGUGAACAUCAUGUGGAUAUUUGAAGACUGAUGCAUUGUAUUAUACAAGCAUCAAAAGAAAAAUGCCACUGGGUGUUAUUAUUUCUUCUCUGCUCCGCUACACUGGUUGGAAUAUCCACCUUAAUGUAAGGACAGCGCUGUAAGGGACACAUAGGGGUUCUUAAAAGCGCUUCUCUUUGACAAUGAAUGCAUAUUUGUGAACAGUUUCACAAUUUAUAUGUACACGUUGCUAGCAUGACGUAGUUUCAUUGAUUUUUUUUUUUUAUGAUACAAUCCAUAGUUGCAUUUUUAACAUUGUUUUGUUUUCAGAUUUUUUAUUUAUUUAAGAAUGCAUCAGCAUUGGACCCUUGUCAAAAUAUACCUCAUAACAGGUGGAUUACAAAGGGUUAAGGCUUGAAUGUAAAUACAGUGAGUUUGGACUUAGUUCUUCAGCAUCAGUCAAAUUUUGCAGCUAGUAUGCAGCCUUUUCUUGUUUGUUUAUUUUCUAAUCUGUUGUAGAAUGACUGCAGUAAUGGACAUACACCUGACAUGUGCUUGAAGUUACUUGUAAAAAAUGGACUUGUGCAAAAUGCAACGCUGCGAUGAUGUAAUUCAUUUUUGUCUGUACACAUUAUUAUGUUCAGUGUUCAUUUUAAUGCAAAGCCUCUGAAUGCAUGUCUUCUAGAAAGGAGCUGUGAGUGCCAUUUAUCUUGUCCUGUCAUCAGCCAUUCAUUACAUUUAAUACUUUUACAUGUUUGCUUGUUUCUUCUUGUAAUUACUUGACUACUGUUUAUUUCUCAAUUCAUCUCUUUUUCUUUCUUUUUUUUAAUACACUUUCAAAUAUCCUGCCUG
Messenger RNA from Platichthys flesus (European flounder), 2519 nucleotides. Its product is annotated as transmembrane protein 209-like. Gene Ontology annotation, cellular component: membrane. The transcript is spliced from 14 exons. Bases 1 to 1719 code for a protein of 572 amino acids. The record is from RefSeq and is a predicted model, not a curated record. NCBI's taxonomy places the organism in Eukaryota, Metazoa, Chordata, Actinopteri, Pleuronectiformes, Pleuronectidae.